Messenger RNA from Coturnix japonica (Japanese quail), 4916 nucleotides. RefSeq names its product NADPH oxidase 3 (gene NOX3). Gene Ontology annotation, biological process: defense response; superoxide anion generation. Gene Ontology annotation, cellular component: NADPH oxidase complex; plasma membrane. Gene Ontology annotation, molecular function: superoxide-generating NAD(P)H oxidase activity. Lineage: Eukaryota; Metazoa; Chordata; Aves; Galliformes; Phasianidae. The record is from RefSeq and is a predicted model, not a curated record.
CAUGUCACUUGGAUGAACUGUUCGUGUCAGAGAGAUUUUAAUUAGAAAAUUCCUGGAGGGCUCUUGCUCCCAGUACGUGCUUAUUAACAUCUAAAGAAAAAAGGAGUUACUAGAAAAGCCUGAGGAAUGGACAGAGAACUCAGGUUACACAGGAAGGCAAGACACAGCUGCUGCUAGCAUAGAAGAGACACUAAGGAUGGCAUGCUGGAUUUUGAAUGAAAAACUCUCAGUCCUAUUAUUAUUGGUGUGGCUGGGCAUGAAUUUAUAUCUGUUUAUUGAUACCUUCCACUGGUAUGAAGAUGAAGAUGCUUACAUUUAUACACGGAUUAUGUUGGGAUCAACCUUGGCUUGGGCAAGAGCUUCUGCAACGUGCCUGAAUUUUAACUGCAUGCUAAUCCUGUUACCAGUCAGUAGAAAUCUUAUUUCAUUCUUAAGAGGAGCAAGUGCUUGCUGUGGAGGAGCACCAAGGAGACAGCUUGACAAAAACAUCGCAUUUCACAAGGUGGUUGCCUAUGGAAUAGCUGUAAAUGCAACCAUCCACAUUGUUGCCCACUUCAUCAAUAUAGAGCGGUAUCAUAACAGCCAGUCAAAGGAAGCAGGGGGGCUGCGGAAUAAACUUUCUGGCCUUGGCAAGUGGCCAAAUGAAAGCUACUUGAACCCAAUCAGGACCUACGAAACGAACACAACAGCAGAGGUACUGACCACCAUAGCUGGAGUAACUGGAGUUAUGAUAACUGUGGCUUUUGUUCUGAUCGUGACUUCAUCCACAGAGCUAAUCAGAAGGUCAUGCUAUGAAGUGUUCUGGUAUACCCACCACCUCUUUGUGGUUUUCUUUAUUGGUUUAAUAAUCCAUGGUACAGGUCAGCUAGUCCGGGGUCAGACACCUCACAGUCUGCUGCUUCACAACAUCACUUACUGUAAAGAACACUACUUGGAAUGGGAGAAAGCCAGUCAGUGCCCUUUGCCGCAGUUUUCUGGAAACAAACCUGUGGCUUGGAAAUGGGUUGUGAGUCCUGUGGUGCUGUAUAUCUGUGAAAGAAUUGUUAGAUUCUGGAGAUUUCAACAGGAGGUAGUCAUUACUAAGGUGGUGACACAUUCCUCUGGAGUCCUAGAGCUUCACAUGAAGAAGCAUGGCUUUAAAAUGGAAGCAGGUCAAUAUAUCUUUCUGCAGUGCUCAUCGAUCUCACCACUGGAGUGGCACCCCUUCACCCUCACCUCAGCUCCUGAGGAAGACUUCUUCAGUGUCCACAUCAGGGUAGCUGGGGACUGGACUGCAGCCCUCUUCAAGGCUUUUGGAGCGGAAGAGAAAGCUUUCAAGGAGUUGUGGAUGUUACCAAGAUUGGUUGUGGAUGGACCUUAUGGAUCUGCAACCACAGAUGUUUUUCGCUAUGGAGUGAGUGUGUGCAUUGCAGCAGGGAUAGGAGUCACUCCAUUUGCUUCUAUUUUAAAAUCCAUUUGGUACAAGUGCUGCAAUCCUAACACAGUAUUGGUGCUGCAGAAGGUUUAUUUUUACUGGAUCUGUCGAGACCCGUCCACAUUUGAGUGGUUUGCUGAUCUUCUGUUCCUUUUGGAAACAAAAAUGGUUGAAAAAGGGAAAAAUGAUUUCCUAAGUUAUCACAUAUUUCUUACUGGCUGGGACGAAAGUCAGGCUACUCACAUAGCCCUGCAUUAUGAUGAGAAGAUGGAUGUAAUUACUGGUUUGAGGCAGAAGACCUUCUAUGGAAGGCCAAACUGGGACAAUGAGUUCAAGCAGCUAGCUGAAAACCAUCCUAGCAAUAGUAUUGGAGUAUUUUUCUGCGGACCCAAGAAUCUCUCUAAGAUCCUUCAAAAGAUGUGCAGCUCAUAUUCAACAGUUGAUCCAAGAGGAGUUCAGUUUCACUACAAUGAAGAAAGUUUCUAGACUGUACUUCUCAACUUCCUAAUAGGUAUUACCAAGUUAUCCUUUUUCUCACAUUCUCCUGUACUCUAUCCAUUCUGUGGCAUUCAAGCUGUAAAUUGAAACAGUAAUGCUGACUUUAGUGGAAAAAUACCAUCCUAUGCCAACUAAAGAAUUGGUUCCAAUCCUUAGCCUUUCCUUCAAAGAACUCAAGGGCCAGUUUCUUAUUGCUUAGUUGAUGAUGCACUGAAUCCAACCACAUCUGUUUGAAAACACAUACAAAUCACUAAACUUUGAAGAAAAAGGCAUGAGAAAAAAAGGAAAUGAAGAACUGUACCUCACUGUUGUAUGUGAUCAAACUACUACUGCAGGCAAUACUAUCAUUCCUGCUGUUUAAAUCAUGCCCAGCCAUUCAAAGCAUUUUCCUUCCUGGUGUUCUGAUCUUGCACUUCUAGCCUCCAACUGCGUACACAUCCACAUCACCUUCUGUGUCAUAGAAAUACCGUUUAAAUAUAUGCUUUCCAAUGAAUUCCUUUUGACCUACCAAAGCAGGCAACAUUUAAACAUGCUGUUUCUGCAGCAGUACUGGCAGUGCAUUCCAUAAGCUAAUAUUUUCUGAAGGUUAAGGAGAUUGCAGAAAUUUUUGCACUCAGCAAAUGUAUCCCCUGAGAGAGGUAGCUGAAACUGUAGGCAAAAGUUUCAUGUGUCCUUUAAAUGCCACACUGCUUCCUGAGCACUGUAGAAAGGACUGCAGAAAGAUAGAGAAUCGUGGGUAUCACAGAUUGUUUGGUGUGAAAAGGGACCUCUGGAGGUCAUGUGGUCCUGAGUCAUGUACCCCUUCUUUCAUUUCCUGUGCACUUCGUUUUUGUGCUGCCAUCCUCCACAGCAAGAUGGAUCAUCUUUGAGCUUGGAGGAGAUGAUCUUUCUGGAUUCCCCUUUUCUCCAGAAUCACACUGCACGUGAUUUUUCCGGGCAGGUCCCUAAACAAUCCUAAAUCUGCUCUCCUGAAGCAUAGGAUUGUGAUUUUGCUAUUUGCUUUGUACCUUCAUUUGUGUAUCCUGAACUCCACCAUUUCACAAUUACUGCAGCCAAGACUGCCCUGAACCUUUUACAUCCUUCAUCAGUCAUUACUGGUUCAUAAGUGUGAUGUCCUGUAAAGCAUUUGUUUUAAUUGGACCUUUAAACAUCUUUGCCUAGUAAUCUUGAUCAUCUCACAGCUGGCUUCUAAUGUGUGGACAUCUACCCCUAUGCAGGGAUACAUAUAUUCCUGCCAUUCUCUCUCAUAAAGGACAAAUUCCCACCUCGUCAUAGCAGCCUGUAUUUCCCAAAAAGCCUGCAUCCAUCCAUUGUAGCUGUACAGUCAUAUGAACAAUCAUACAAUGCUCUUACAUUUCCAGGGAAAUCAUAUCCCCUCAACAAUAUGAAAACCUGUAAUUCUUCCUGUGUCCUCCCUGUAACAAGAGACUUACUAGGCAGUGCUUCAGAGAGGCAUCUUGCCAUAUGAGUUUUCCAGAAAGGAAUGAGAACUACCUUCAUCAUGCUGUCUUGUCAGAAGUUGCUUAUUCAUGUGCAUACACUUGGGAUGGGCUUGCUUCUGCCCUGUUUUGUUCCUGUUCACACUGUCUCACACACUUUGCUUGUUGACUGCAAUUCCUCACUUGGCUGUUGGUCAUCUGCUCUCACCCAUUGCUCCCAUUUCAAAAGUCUCCUCACAGACUAUUCAGUACGUAGACCUUUGCAGAUCCUAGGAGACCUCAGUUCUCAAAGGGAGUUCCAUGAUUGUGUAAACCACAUCCUUACUGUCAAGGCCAACUGCACAAACAGCAGUUGACUCACAAGAACCAUCUCCCAAGUUCCGCAUCAUAGCAAAAAGUCUUUUGAUUGGUUCAUUGUUAAGCAGUCUCAACAGAUGUGGUAGAAAAUGUAUUUGCAUGCCAUUUCAUCACACACCAAGCUGACAUCCUUGAAAGUGGUGGAUCUAAAACAUACCCAUACAUACAGCACUGCUUAAUGUUAAAAACAGUUCAUACCUGCAUUUCUUGUUUUUAAGUUUUCCUUGUAACUAACCCAGGCUUUUCUCCUAGGACACAGGCUGUUAUUUAAAUUGGUUGUUUGUUCUCUGAUAUGCUGACAUGGCUCUGAGAGGUUGAUACAAAACUGUGAGUUAUCUCCACCUUUGCAAACCCUCUCAGGCGGCUGCUGGGAGUUCUGAAGUAGUUUUCUGGCCAGCUCAUGGUCUGCUGCAUAUUCUGCUGUCUGACAGCUGUGCGUCAGAGACCUCAUCCACAGUCCUGUGGUCCCUACAGCCAGGGACCAUCUUCUAACUCUGGGACUGGCGCAAGAUGUGCAUGCCACAGUUCAACCAAUGAUGCAGUCUCCAGGAGAGACUGAUUUGGUCAGCAAGCCCUACAGCACAUUGUGUGUCAAAGUGAUGAAAUUAUGGCCUUCCUUAGUCCUUGCUCUUAUGUUCCAGUGGCUCUCAGUGACACAAGGGCUACUGUUGUGAUUGUUGUGAUUGUUUGUAUUCUUCAUAGCAGUCCUCUUUGCAUUCUUCACUCUCCAAUUCCAUCUUAGAGUAUCAUUAAUGCCUUUCUAAACCAAUGUUUAUUUGCACCUUCAGGUGCUACUUGUCCUUGUGAGUGGAGGGUAGGGACAAGAGAGUGUUGGUGAAUGGAGUUAAAUCUAUCUGGCAACUGGUCAUGAGUGGUACUCCCAGGCAUCAGUAUUGGAGUACUGUUUAAUAUCUUUAUUGAUGAUCUGGACAAGGGGAUUGAGUGAACCCUCAGUAAGUUUGCAGAUGAUACCAAGUUGGGAGUUGGAAUGAAGUUCAACAAGAGUGAAUGUUGAGUUCUGCACUUUAGCCACAACAACUCCAGACAAUGCUACAGGUUUGGGGCAAAGUGUCUGGAAGACUGUGGAAGAAAAAGACCUGGGGGUAUUGAUCGAUACCUUGGUUGAACAGGAGCCAGCAAGCAUGCCCAGAUAGCCAAGAAAGCCAAUGGUCUCCUGGUUUUUAUCAGAAAUAGUGUAGCCAGCAGGA